AUGGUUCUAGUAGCUAAAACAGCAGAGGAGCAGAUCAGACAGGAUCUGCUUAUAGAUCAGGCUGCUGAUCUACGUUGGACGUAUGACGUGAUCACCUAUGCUCUCCAUAUUACCGACGAAGAAUUUAAACGGCCGAAAGACGGUUUUCUUAAAGUGCUGCCAACAACUCUGAGGACUGUGUCGGAAUUCCUGGGUGAAAAAGAAUGGUUUACCGGCAAAAAUCUGAACAUUGUGGACUUUAUCAUAUAUGAGCUUCUUGGCAUUCACCGAGCAUUUGUGCCAACAUGCCUCAAUGACUUCGAAUAUCUGCAGACCUUCUUGUUCUGCCCACUCAUUGCUAUAUUUACUCCCAAUAACCUGCUCAAUUCUGGGAAGUACUUGGCGUCCGAUAAGUUCAUGAAUGUGCCAAUUCAGAACAAGAUGGCAAGGUUUGGCAGUACAUAG
Molecule: messenger RNA, 444 nt
Organism: Priapulus caudatus
Lineage: Eukaryota; Metazoa; Priapulida; Priapulimorpha; Priapulimorphida; Priapulidae
Product: glutathione S-transferase Mu 1-like
Exons: 4
Coding region: 1-444 (147 amino acids)
Source: RefSeq, a predicted model, not a curated record